AACAUAUCGCCAAAGCACAAGUACACAUAAACAUAUAUUCUUUUCUUUUAUUAAUAUUGAAUCAUUUGAAAACAAUCAUAGAAAUCUUGCUAUAUAUAUUCAUUACUAUAAAGAAAAAUAAAAUAUCCCGCUGCACACAGAUAGAUAAGAGUCCACAGAUGCCGUAUAGAUGCAUUGUAUGGGUGCAUUAGGUGUGUAGUAAGGUGGCAGUGGAAGUAGAUGAGACCAGAGGGCGCGCAGCACCCUUCCCGUUGCUUUUCUCAUCGCUUUUAUCUGUGAUGAGCUCCACGAAAGAUCCGAUGAGCCCGCUUGGUCUCGCGGACCAACCGUUAACCGGUGCGCGUCGCGUGCGAGGUAAAGCGGCGACCGACAAUUGGCCGAUGUAAUUUUUUUCUCCUAAAGGGGCGUAUUUUCAAGCCAUCUUGACUGAAUAUUUAGCCUCAUCCUAGGUACUUUAAAUUGAUAUCUUCGAGAUUUUGCAGUCUCGGACUUUCCAACCGCCGUCGUUCCAAAGGCUGAAGUCGCACCAAUGAAACCGGGUCGGGUUGGUGUGCUGUAGCGGCGCCGCGGCGGAGAAGCGGAGCAUUAAAGAUGACGCUGCUAACGGCUAGCAUGUCCGCCUCGGUCGGAGUCUGUCACUAGCUGACAUUUAGCCAGGUGCAGUUUUUCCCUUCCCUGGCACCGCAGAGGGCGGUUCAUCAAGAAAGAGGGAGAAAAGUCUCAUGCGGCAGCAUAACAGGUGGGAAUGUGAAACGACUGCUAGAGGACGCAACAUGGGAAGGGGUCGAGGCAGAGGGAGAGGAAGAGGCAGGCAGUCUGGUCAACCAAGGCCUCCCUCGCCUUAUAGACUACAGCUCUCUCCAUCCAGGGAGACUCUGACGUAUGCUCAGGCCCAGAAAAUUGUGGAGGUUGAUCUGGAUGGAAGGCUCCAUCGGAUUAACAUCACAGAUCCUCUGCCAGUCAUUACAGAGGAUGAGAUGAUGGCUCAGGACAUUGCAGAGUGCAACAGCAACAAAGAGAACAGCGAGCAAACCCAAGGUAAAAACAGACCGUGGAGGAAACCCUCUAACAAUAAGAGCAGGAGGAGUGGCAAAAACACAUCUCAGCAAAACCAGCGGUCUGCCUCACAGCACCAUACGGGAUCCACCCAUUCUUUCCAGCACCCAUCUCACCAAAGCCCUCUGCCUGAGCCCACCUUCCGUGAGCUGAGGUCAGUUUCUCCCUGUGAAGCGCCUCCUCUCCCAGCAGCCUAUUAUCGGUUCAUAGAAAGGUCUGGGGAGGAGCAGGACAAUGUGGCUGAGUACGACAUGGACGAGGAGGACCUGGCUUGGCUGGAGAUGGUGAACCAAAAGAGGGUGUCUGAUGGCCACGCGUCUGUGUCUCCAGACACCUUCGAACUGCUCAUCGAUCGCCUGGAGAGGGAGUCCAUUCUGGAGUCCCGCAGCCAAGCUUUAUCCCAGAACGCUGUCGAUGAGGAUGCCUUCUGCUGCGUUUGCCUGGAUGAUGAGUGUCUGAACAGUAACGUCAUCCUGUUCUGUGACAUCUGCAACUUGGCGGUUCACCAGGAAUGCUACGGUGUACCCUACGUACCUGAAGGCCAGUGGCUGUGCCGCUGCUGCCUGCAGUCCCCCUCCCGCCCUGUAGAUUGUGUACUCUGUCCCAACCGAGGAGGUGCCUUCAAACAGACGAGUGACGGUCGAUGGGCGCAUGUUGUCUGUGCCAUAUGGAUCCCAGAGGUUUGCUUUGCAAACACGGUGUUCUUGGAGCCAGUUGAGGGAGUGAAGAACAUCCCUCCAGCUCGCUGGAAGCUCACUUGCUACCUCUGUAAACAAAAAGGCAGGGGAGCUUCCAUUCAGUGCCACAAAGCAAACUGUUACAGGGCUUUUCAUGUUACCUGUGCCCAGAAGGCUGGUCUGUAUAUGAAAAUAGACCCGGUUCGAGAGACUGGUGUCAAUGGCACCACUUUCUCUGUGAAGAAGACUGCUUUCUGCGAGAAUCAUUCCCCUGUUGGGUCUCGUCAGGAUGGGUCAGGGGAUGAGUCUGUGGAAGGAAGGCUGGUCGGGGGAAGGGGCAGUCGUGGACAGCGGUCAUAUACUCAGAGCCCGCCUUCACCAACCAACAAAAAGCUGACCAAAGGCCAGAAGAAGAAGAACACUAAAGGGUCGGGGUCAUCACGCCGCUCCAAUCUUCCUGUGCUGCUUGUGCCUCAGAUCCCCUCUCACAGGCUAAACAAGAUCUGCACGGGAGUCGAAGUACAGAGGAAAAAUCAGUUCAUGCAGAGACUUCAUAAUUAUUGGUUACUGAAAAGACAGUCACGAAAUGGGAUGCCUUUAAUACGCCGACUUCAUUCCCACCUGCAGACUCACAAGACUGCAGAGCAGGAGCCGGAUGAGAAGCUAAGUGCUGCAAGAGAGGAGUUACGGUACUGGCAGAAAUUAAGACAAGACCUGGAAAGAGCUCGACUUCUAGUGGAACUCAUCCGCAAGAGAGAGAGGCUUAAAAGAGAAGAGAUGAAGAUCCAACAGGCUGCCCUUGAAAUGACGCUGACACCUGCGCAGGUGCUUCUACGAUCCACUUUGGAGCAGCUACAGGAGAAGGAUGCAGCCAACAUCUUCUCUCAGCCAGUCAAUCUGUCAGAGACUGAGGUCCCAGAUUACCUCGAAUUUAUAUCCGAACCCAUGGAUUUCUCAACAAUGCGAAGCAAACUGGAGGGACACGCCUACUGCUCCGUUGCAGACCUAGAGAAAGACUUCGAGCUCAUGAUUUCAAAUUGCCUCAAAUAUAACUCCAAGGACACCUUGUUCCACAAAACGGCCUUACAGCUAAGGGAAGUGGGGGGAGCCAUCCUCCGCCAUGCUCAGAGGCAGUAUCAGAGCAUCGGCCUUGACCCCAGCACUGGCAUGCAUCUGCCGGAGGCACCAAACAAACAUGGCUUCUGUCAGUGCACAUGGGAGGAUGUUGACUCUCUCCUGGACCCAGAAAACAGACUGCACUUGACUACAGAAGAGCAGCUGAAGGCCUUACUUGAAAAACUUGACAUGGUCACCUCCAUGCGCACCAGUGGCGGCCGCACAAAACGCAUCCGGCUGCUACGCCGGGAGAUUAACGCUCUGAGGCAGAAGAUGAGUCAGCAGCAACAUGUUCAUGCUGUUAAUGGAAAUAAUGAGGACGAAGAUGAGGAGGAGGUGAAAGAGAAGAAGAAAGAACAGAAGGAAAAGAUAAAGAAAAAAGACAAGAUGGAGGUGGAUAGAGAGCCUUUAUCUGAUUUGCCAAACUCUGGGUCAGAUGACUCUCCACCUGUGCUUGAGCUCACCUGUCCGGUGUCAUCGCCUCUACCAGGAGAUGCUCCUCUGGAACCUCCUGUCCUGGGCAUUGUAACAGGAGGGCAAAGGUCACCGGGGCGCUCCUACAAGCGUCAGAGGUCCUCGCGCAGUGGGAGCAAAGGCCAAGGUGAAGAUGAGGCUGAAGUUGGUGAAACGCCGUCUUCACAACCAGAAGCUGUUCACGAGGUCACGCCACUCGGCACGCCUCCAACUCUACCCCUAAUUGGAGUUGGCCGUCGCACGUCUGUUUUGUUUAAGAAAGCUAAAAACGGGGCGCGAAAAAACAAGUCCUCCCAGUGGCAAAAUGGCAAAACCUCUAAUGAGAAAACUAACGGGCUGGACAGCACUGCUGUUCAUCCCAGUUCCCCCAGUGUCAACAUCACCACCUUACCUCCUACUCCUAACGCGUCCCCUUCCCCCUCGUCUCCUUCCUCACACCAUCUGAGGUCCAGAGGUCCCAGCUCGGAGAGCGAACACGAUAAACCUCCUGCACCCUCCAAAGAUGAAGCCCUGACUAAUGGAAAGCACACGUCUGGAAAGCAAGGUGAUGUUGCGGACGAUGAGGAGGAUGAUGGUGAUGACCUGAACCUAACCACUUGUCCUCCCAAACGUAGUCGAGGUAAGCCAGCUUUGGCUAAGGUUCCCAACAAAGAAAAUGGAGACAUCUCCAAUUCUGGAAAGUCCACACUUCUUUCUUUAGAUAGGGAGACCAAACUUUCACCGCUGGACCUCGUUUGGGCCAAAAGUAGAGGAUACCCCUCAUAUCCAGCAAUGAUUGUUGAUCCUGACAUGCCUCAGGAAGGACUCCUACAUAAUGGCAUCCCCAUCCCUGUGCCUCCUGGGGAGGUCCUCAAACUGGGUGAAUGGAGACACACUGACGAAGGCCACGAGCUCUUCUUAGUGCUUUUCUUUGACACAAAGAGAACUUGGCAGUGGCUGCCUCGAAACAAACUACUGCCUCUGGGGAUGGAUGACACUGUAGACAAACUACGCCUGAUGGAGGGCAAGAAACCCAGCGUUCGGAAGUCGGUUCACACUGCGUACGACCGCGCCAUGGUGCAUUUAACCCAUGUGAGAAGAAAUGUUAACUUUACUCCCUCCAAUUUUAUAUAGAGCAUAUUUUAAAAAGAUUUUAUCAUUCUAAAUUAGCCGUCUGUAGAAAUUUACAGAGGCUUCCUUAAAAGUUCUUAAAGGAGUAAAUAGUGAUAGUAUUUGAAGGUUUUUUUGCAAAGAAAAAUGUUGCUUGGUUUCAAAAUUUAUGAAGAAAAGGUUCUGUGUGUUUUCAUAAAUUAGUUUAUUUAUUUUCUAUGUACAAUUUUCAAAAGGUGUUUUCCACAACCACUUGUUGCUGUGUGUUCUUAUGAAGUUUGUGAAUCAGGCCCAAAGUGAUGGAGGCAUGUGAUGGUUUAUUGUUGAAGGAAUUGUUUAUGGUUCGAAACAUAUUUAGAUUGUAUUUGCUCUCGAAAUGUCACUGUGUUUAAUGAAGUAUGAAGUUUCACCUUAACAUGUUUAAACCUGGAUUUUUUUUCUUUUAAACACACUGUUAAGACCAGAUAUUUACAUACAGUUUAAAAAAAAAACGUUCUAUAUUGAGAGGAAGUUCGUUACUUUAUAUACCAUAGGAUUUUAAAGUAACCCAUACUAUAACUAUUUCAAUGGUUUGGAUUCGGUUUGAACGAUCCAAGCUUUAAAAUUGUGGCUGAUGCCUGACGAGUUGUUCAAUAUUUAAAUGAUGUUCCUUCCUUAGAUUCAUUCAUUUAUGUUAAUGCCCUCCUGAUACAAACAAACACCCAUGCACACGUCCACCAUCUUACUAUGUCUUGUUCUCAGAUUUGCUCUGCGACUCUUUUCCCUGCAUAUAUACCAAUGGUUGUUUUUGUAUUAUCAGAUCAAAGUAUAUCUUCAGAUCAGAAGUUUGGCUUCUUCCCCUCUGACCUUUCAGGAAUGUUUGUAAAGUACUUGAUUUUCUGACAUAAUUCUACCAGCUUAAUUCAGCAUCUUUUGGUCAUUUUGCUUUUCUUCUAUUUGUUGACAUGCUGGUCUCUAGGAAACAGGACCUAUCCUCUUUUCUGAACGGUACGAUGGGAGCGUAUGCAAAUAUCUGGUUUCAAACAGAAGUUACCAAACUUUUCCAUGAAUUCAAAGUCAACUUUAGAUUUUUUUUCUCUUCAAGCUCAGUCUGUUAUAUUUUAGUUUUUUUUUUUUGCCAUAGAAGUCUUUAAUACCUACCCAAAUGUUUUCUUCCAAAAGGACAGUGCCAACAUUUUUUUUACACGUUUACACAUGCCGUUGGUGAAACUGUUUUGGUGUUUGAUUAUUUUCCAUAUUGUGAAACUGUUAAUAUGUUAGUAGAUUGAGAGCGGUCGGUGCAGAUACCCCUGCAGAGGUGAAAAAAACCCACUGAGAAACUUUUCUUUCUAAAUCUGGCUGGAAUGACUUGAAAAGCACAAAUGGUCUAAUUUUUGGAAUAGAAAAACCUACACGAACGGUGUUUCCUGGAGCCAUAUAUAUAUAUAUAUAUAU
Molecule: messenger RNA, 5846 nt
Organism: Cyprinodon variegatus (sheepshead minnow)
Lineage: Eukaryota; Metazoa; Chordata; Actinopteri; Cyprinodontiformes; Cyprinodontidae
Gene: brpf3a
Product: bromodomain and PHD finger-containing protein 3-like
Exons: 13
Coding region: 723-4436 (1237 amino acids)
Biological process (GO): regulation of transcription by RNA polymerase II
Cellular component (GO): MOZ/MORF histone acetyltransferase complex
Molecular function (GO): protein binding
Source: RefSeq, a predicted model, not a curated record